GAGCACACUCCCACUCUGAUUCAAAACCCUUUUCUUAGUAACUUUUCAAUUCCAUCAUCAGCUUCUUGAAGUCCACUCUUUUCUUCUACCUUAAAAAAAGAGUGGAUUUUCAAAUACCCAAAUUCUCAGAAAUUUUGACUAGAGGUUUGCAGGUUUACCGUUAUGGGUGGAGAUACUACAUCCCCUAAUUGUCCCCUCAUCUAUUCCACUGAAGAAUCAUCUUUUGAUCUAAACUUCCUAGAAAACCCAUUAAGCUCGCCUACCGUUCUCAGUGGUAGUGAUUGUUUUGGCUCAAAAGUAGAGAAUGGAGAAGUUGGACCAGGUUCUGUGGAAUUGAAGGGAUUCAUUCGAACUUCUUCAAAUAUGAUCGAUGAGGUGAAUAAAAAGCGGAUAAGGAAAGUAUAUAUGGAUAUCCUUGAGAGCUAUGAGGAGCUGCAGUUCCAUAAGGACCAUUUGAAGGAAUUCAAAAAUAAAAUCUUGAGCUACACCCCUGGAUCAUGGAUUGAGGAGGUGGGUGGCAUGAAAGCGAGUGAUUACAAUAUACCAAAAAAGAUUACACUGUUGUUGAUUGGUCCAAGAGGAUCUGGAAAAAGCAGUCUUGUUAACAAGAUCUCCAGGGUGUUCGAUGAUGAUGAUCCUUUUACACCAGAAAGAGCUCAAGUAUCGUGUACGUUCUGUUUCUUCUUUCCUCAUGUAAUAAGUGGAACUCAGAUAAAAGAUAAUGAGAAAGUAUAUUCUUCUGAUGGAGAUGGGACAUAUUUUCUCCAUGAGUACACGAUACCAAGAGGUUCGAGUUCUUUCUGUUUGUAUGACACACGUGGUUUGUCGGAUGAUUUGAGUGAAAAUAAGAAAAUUGUGGAGCGCUGGAUGACAAAGGGGGUUCGCCAUGGGAAUCUAAUAACGAGGGAUUCUGAUGAUGCACAUCUGAAGUCUAAAGUUCACCGAAAUAGAUACCGUGCCAGUGAGACAAAUGUGGUUAAUUGUAUCAUAUUUGUUGUCAGUGCGGUCCAAAUGCUGCAGUCUAUGGACAGUGAUGAUGAAACAAAGAGGCAACAAACUCAAGCUGUUGCUAUAACUUUCAACUACCCUCUCUUGUCAUUCAAAGAUGAAAAACCUAUCGUUGUGCUCACACAUGGUGAUUUACUUUCAUUUUCGGAUCGUACGCGCAUCCGCAUGUAUUUGGGGCAGCUGCUGGGUAUUCAUCCCAAGAAACAAAUUUUUGACAUCCCAGAAAGUGAUGAUUUUGGAACUAGGUUGACUAUACUCAACAUGCUGCGCCAUUGUCUUGAGCAUGCUGAUAAAAACUUACCCUUCAAAAAAGACCUACCCUUCAAAGGCCCAUACAGCAGCAAGGGAGCCUUGCAGAUGCUUGUAUUAUGUCUUCUAUUGAUAUAUGCGGUUCUAGCAAUACUUUUCGGAAUGGGGAUGAUGUUCAUGAAUACUCUCCAAGCCAAGGUUGCCUCUGUUCCCAAUUCACAGGUAUCGCAGUCACAUGUAGACAUAGAUUGGGAUGCAACUACCGUUGAUUCUGUACCCAAUCUUCAGCCUGAGGCAAUGCAACCACAUGUAAACUUAGAUUGUCAUGCAAGUGAGGUUGAUUCUGUUUGCGAUCUUCACCCUGAGGCAAUGCAACUGCAUGUUAACUUAGGUUGUCAUGCAAGUGAGGCUGAUUCUGUUUGUGAUCUUCACCCUGAGCCCCCCCAAUCAGAUGUAGACGUAGAUUGGGGUGCAAUCCGACACUUAUGGUCUGACUAAAUUUAUUAAUGAGCUCGAAGGUAUAGCGGUUGAUGCACUUAUCUAGAGCUAUUACAUUUCAAGAAUACGUGCUUUCUGUGUGUAUAAAACAGCAUAAGCUGUCUUUCUUCCCUUGUUUAUAGGAACUCUUUGUAAAGUUGAUCAUUGCGAGUGUUUUAACUGUGCUGUUUUACUGCUGUUGCCAUUGCAUAAUUGAUCAUUUAGCAUUAAUUCUCUUGCUAA
Molecule: messenger RNA, 1977 nt
Organism: Solanum dulcamara
Lineage: Eukaryota; Viridiplantae; Streptophyta; Magnoliopsida; Solanales; Solanaceae
Exons: 9
Coding region: 163-1755 (530 amino acids)
Source: RefSeq, a predicted model, not a curated record